AUGACAAACCGGAAGUGCGUGAGGCGGAACGCUGACUUGCUUUUGUUGACACUUGAAACGUUGAAGUUUGGUAAGAUUUCAGCGCUAGUUUAGCUGCUUCACUGUUCCUGUAAAUGUAAAGGACACAAACGCACAUUGUGGCAUUCAACGUGGCGCGUUAGAGAUAUUUUUUGUGGCUGCGUUAUGGUAAAAAAUGAUAAGAAAGAAGCGGUGUGAUACUAACGAUGCAGCGUUGAGUGAUACUUUCACUUUCAUGUCGUGGUAAUUACGAGGCGGUAAACCUGCCUCUCAGGUUGCUGUCACUGACCCGUGUAUUCCGCCCAUUUCUCAACAUCAAUCGACAUAGCAGUGUCGCCCCGGUAGCUUCAGGGAAGCAGCAUGUACCCACGGUCUUCUGGGGGGCGACCAGCCCCCUACACACCGCCCCCCGAGUCCCGAGGCGCAUAUGGCAGCCACCCCUCCGUCGCUGGCGACAAAAGAGUCAACGUGCUCCGACCUUAUAAAUGGGAACCAGCACCAGACAUCAGCCCAAGACGUCCCAGGUUCAUGCCCACCCCGACAUUGGGUCACAAGAGACGGUUUGCGAAUCACAGCCCCCACACAGUGAAGCGCCAAUGCAUUAAUUCCAGCCCUCAGUUACCGAUGGAUUCACCUCAUUUAUCGGGUCGUGGUGAAGUUGUCGCUGGGUCUUCUGGAAUUCCUACAGUUCAGCCUCACCGUAGCCCACAACCGGUCCUGGAGUUACCUUUGAAACCUCCUUUCAUACAGGCCUUGGAGGAAUAUGUGAAGGACAAGCUUAGUCGCCAGAUGAUGGGUAUGUUUGUGGCGUGUCACCAACAACCACCUGAUUUCCUGCGAAAGGAGGCUAUGAGAGCGCUGCUGCACCGAGACAUCAGUGUGUACUAUCCAGGGGCACGACUUUUCUUGACUGGCUCUUCAAUGAACGGGCUCGGAUCUCGGACCAGUGAUGCUGAUUUGUGUUUGCUUCUUGAGGGAAGUAGAGCGCCUCUCCAUGUUCUUGAUGUCCUCCUGAGACUCUUCAUCUGGUUGCCGUACAUUCAGCACGUUGUUUUGGUCAGAGCCAAAGUGCCGAUCCUCAAAUUCAAAGAAAGAGGCGGUGACCUGGAGUUUGAUCUGAAUGUCAAUAACACGGUCGGCAUCCGUAACACAUUCCUCAUGAGGAGUUAUGCAAAUGCUGACCCCAGGGUCGGGCCCAUCGUGCUUGUCGUGAAAAAAUGGGCUCGAUACCAUCAAAUCAACGACGCCAGCCAAGGGACACUAAGCAGCUACUCACUGGUGCUGAUGGUGCUGAACUUCCUCCAGACGCGCCAAACCCCGGUUAUUCCGUCUCUGCAGAGAGACCACCCAUGCUUCAAUCCAAACAUCCCAAUCGACGCUGUCCCUGAAGCAGCUGACAAAGUCCCUCGCUACCUCUCCGGGAACAAAUCGUGUCUGGGAGAGCUCUUUCUUGGUUUUCUCAAAUACUAUGCCACAGAGUUCAGGUGGGACAAGCAGGUCAUUUCUGUCCGAGAGGCCUGCGUCCUCGACACAACAGACUCUCUGCAAUGGAAGAACAAAUACAUCUGUGUGGAAGAACCGUUCGACAGAACCAAUGUGGCCCGGGCAGUGCAUAAGGAGGACAAGUUCAAAGCCAUUAAAGAUCAAUUCUUAGAGUCAUGGUGCACUCUGCGAAGAGAGAAGGACCUCAGCUCCAUCCUUCCUGUGCAAGCGCUCAUUGCUGAAGACAACUGUAAGAGAUGAUGAUGACCUCCAGGUGGAGCUUGUCUUCACCUUUAUUUGAGGAUGGGUUCACUCCAGAGCUCAGCUUCUUUUACUCCCCCUGCUGGAGCUGCGUCAUCCCCAGUUGGUGAAGGGCUUAAACAACGUAUACAUAUGUAACGUCUGCUCAAAUCCAGAAGAGUUGGUGGUCAUGCGAAUGCUGGGCAUUGCAUUGAGAGUUGUUACGUACAUGUCGUCAUGUGCGUAUUGUGUGUGUGUAUUCAUUUGCUAUGUGAUGUCCAUACAGCCGUAUGGAAGCUACAUUUGGAUACCCACUGUUUGUUUUAUUCUUUUCAUCAUGCUUUGUAAAAUAAGCUUCAGGUGGCCUCUUUGCUUUGUCAUGAUGUUGCAAUCUUGUACAGUGGACACUGUUGGAUAAAUAUACUGUGUUUUGUAUGACACCAGACAUCAGGGCGAUUUGUAUGAUUUUUUAAAAAACAUUUUUUCUAUGUAUUUCUUUAUAAAAUGUUUAGACAUUAAAGCACGAAUCAUCUGUUAUGAAUUUGUGGAGCACAUCAAUGCCGCCUUUUUGGCUUCCUUCGGAUUUGUGGAAGUGUCUGUACAGGCAUUUUUCAUGUGUUUCAGAGCAUGUCGGACCUGUCGCAGGCCCUGUGUUCGACCCAGGACAUGGAGAUUUAUGUCUCUUACUUGACUUGGGGGAGUGAAAUGGAUGAAUAUUCCAAUAAAUGUUCACCGGCUUCUAAUCGUCU
Messenger RNA from Synchiropus splendidus (mandarinfish), 2489 nucleotides. It is a transcript of the gene tent2, whose product is annotated as terminal nucleotidyltransferase 2. Lineage: Eukaryota; Metazoa; Chordata; Actinopteri; Syngnathiformes; Callionymidae. Gene Ontology annotation, cellular component: cytosol. The record is from RefSeq and is a predicted model, not a curated record. The transcript has 14 exons. Gene Ontology annotation, molecular function: poly(A) RNA polymerase activity. Bases 379 to 1761 code for a protein of 460 amino acids.